UAUAUGUAUUCAUAUUUCAAAGAAAUGAGCACCAAGCAAAACAAAUUGUAAUUAUUUGUGCUUUUAUAUUGAUUUCUGUAUUUUGAUUAGCAUAAAACAUUACAGAACUCAAAUUUUUUGUUCAGAACUGAUAACAACUGCCUUACAUGCUUUGUAAAAAUAAAGAAUGUCAUAUAAAUGUGAAACCCCAGACGUAAACAUGUUGUUGAAUAAAACAUCAUCUUGCGUGAUGUGUGUUACAGCGUUCAUGUGAUGAGCAUUAGUGACAUUUGAGAAUGUUCAGUGAGGUGUUCCACACACAAUGUGACUUUAUUGCAUUAUGUCGCAGGUUUUUGUGCAGUGAGUCACAGUCACAUGAGUGCUGACAGCACCCAACUCAUAAGAGCUUUAUGAGGAACCGUAUGAUGACACGAGGUCAGAUUGUGCGACACCACGAGCGCUUUUCCCACCGUACACACAUACUUAUUCUUCCUAUUCUUUACAACUGAUUACACUGACCAAUCAGCUGUCACCAUGAACACAUUCAUCAGCUCGUGGCCAAUCAUGUGAGUCAUUGCACAUAACUGAUGGUUUCUGUGGCAACCACUGAAUAUUGACAACGUAAAUCUAAUACUCCACAAUCAUGAGUGUUUAUCCUCAGACAACGAGCGACUGUUAGACACUAACAUUGAAAAAGAAAUUCUUUUGUAACAAACCGUGAGAAGAAAAACACCUCUUUACCUUUAUUUUCACGUCUGUUUCAUAUGAGGUUAUGUUUUCAUUUGAUUAUUACUUUAGAUGCUGGAUUAUGACACGGUGAGCGGUGAAUCUGGACCAUCAUCACUUCACGCUGUCAAAGAUCAUGAGAUAAUGAUGAGGGUGUAUUCAGAGGGUCAGGGACGGAUGUCAGACACAGAUUCUUCUUCUUCUUCUUCAGCUCAGUUUGUAAUGAGUUGGAAUGUUGCUGUGGUGUCACGAGGAUCCGAUGAAUAUAAAUAAAUGAAGUUCACUUCUGUUUCACACCCUCUUCGCUCUUCAUCCAGUGCACAUCGACAUCGUCUCCUCCACAGGCAUCAUGAGUUGCCCUUCCUCUGGUCAGCAGUGUAACAGUGGUUAUCCACAGAUGCUCCAGCAGACCCCUGGUUCUGUGUGGCCCACUCAACCCUGUCAACCCUACUGGCCCUGCCAACCUGGUCAGCCGGUGUGGCCCAUGAGUCCCAGUACAGCGGUCCCACCCACCUGGCCGGUCCAACCCUUUCAACCAGGCUGGCCCAAUCCUACAACAACCCCGACAAGCCAGCCCGGCCCACCUGCUCAACCAAUUCAGCCAACCCAAACAAACCCGCCAAUCCAACCAAUCCAACCAACCCAACCAAACCCACCCGCUCAACCAGGCUGGCCUGCACAACUCCCCGCCCCCUCGACAUGGCGUGGUAAUCCUGGUCAGCCGGGUUGGCCGGGUCAAGUCCCCACAGGAGGAGCUCUGCAGCCGUGGCCGCCCGCACCAUCCACCGCUCCUGUUAUGGUGCCCUUCAACAUGAAUUUUCCUCGUGGCAUUUAUGAUAAACUGAUGUUGACCAUCAGAGGUCAAGUAAAGCCCGACGCUAAAAUGUUCACCAUCAAUUUUUUGCGCGGUAAUGACAUCGCUCUUCACAUCAAUCCUCGGUUCAAUGAAGGCGGGAAGCAGGUGCUCGUGCGCAAUCAUAAGCUGGGCGAGCGCUGGGGUCGAGAGGAGCGCGAGCUGCUGGCGCCCUUCCCCUUCAUGCCCGGACAUCACUUCGAGAUGAAGAUUCUGUGCACGUUCACCGAGUUCAAGGUGGCGGUGAACAACACGCCCAUGUUCGACUUCCAGCAUCGCAUCCGAGAAGUGAACCAGAUCGACCGCAUCAACAUCCUGCAUGACGUCACGCUCACGUCCGUCAACGUGGACUCGCUCCCCUGAGCCGACUGCGCACGAUCCCCACAGAACUUCAGUCAACCACCGAACGCAAAACAAUUGAUGAUGGACUUUUCCUUCGCCCCGAUAGCACACGGACAUCUGGGAGAUGCAUUUUUAUUGUUGUCUCGGUGAUGUCUCCUGUCAGAUGUCUGUAAGACGAUUUGAAAUGUAAGAAAAACGGCCUUUUCCAAGACGGUUAUCAGAUGUUUUUACACAGCAGAUCUCUUACAGGCGUUCCUGUGCUGUCUGGUAGUUGAACGACUGGAAUACUGUGGAAACCGAUCCACGUCACGCUCGUGUCAUGUGACUGUAUAAUUAUCUUUAUAGCUAACACAUAACAGAGAUUGUGUUCAUUCAACAUCCCUGUCAGUAUAAACAUGUCAUUAACUAAAGAGCCAUCUUCAGAACAAACAUCAACAUAACAUACAUUUAUUUUACAUGAUCAAAAGUCUGACAUCACAUCUGAAAACAGAUUUUAUAACUGUAGGAUGAUGAUGAUAAUGAUCCUGCAAAUGAGCUGAUGACAACACAAUCACUUACUGAUCAUGUUAUUCAUGUCUGUACACAUAAACCGCAUGGCUUUUUCUGGGAUCUCGCUGUAAGAUGUUAUGAAUAUAAAAUACAUACUACUAAGAUGUUUUUGUAAUUCUGUGUGUGAAUAA
Triplophysa rosa is the source of this 2580-nucleotide messenger RNA. RefSeq names its product galectin-3. Lineage: Eukaryota; Metazoa; Chordata; Actinopteri; Cypriniformes; Nemacheilidae. The record is from RefSeq and is a predicted model, not a curated record. Gene Ontology annotation, biological process: neutrophil chemotaxis; negative regulation of extrinsic apoptotic signaling pathway; negative regulation of endocytosis. The coding region runs from base 1055 to 1921 and encodes 288 amino acids. Gene Ontology annotation, molecular function: carbohydrate binding; laminin binding; IgE binding. Gene Ontology annotation, cellular component: immunological synapse; nucleus. The transcript is spliced from 5 exons.